AUUGGAAAGAAUUACGAGAUGGUAAAAAUGCAGAAUGAUGAAGUGCGAAGGUCGCAAAGAAUGCGUCAACAACGCAAAAUGUUUUCUGGCCUUGAAACAGGAGAAGCGUUAGAAGAUUUACGCACAAGCGAUUUAGAGUCGACCGAUACUGAAACAUUAAUUGAAGAUGAAUAUAUUGAGUCAGAAGGUGUACAUCGACGUAGUACUGGAUCGGUUAAUAAGCGUGUUAAACAGGGAGUUAAAGAACCGCGAAAGACAAAAGAAGAAUGGAAUAGGAUUAAAUCAAAACGAAUAUCCUUCUCUCAGGAAAACCAAGGAGAAAAUAAUGCUCUAUUUGAAGCCCUUAUAGAUUAUGAAGCAUCUUUGGAUGUAUUAGUUUUGGAUUGGAUAGACGCGUAUGAACGAGAUGGGCAGCAGGCAUUAGUCGAAUUUAUUAAUUGUAUACUAAAGUGUUGUGGAUCUGAUCAAACAAUUAAUACAGAUCAUCUUGUUGACCAAGAUUCUGUAGCAGACACAUUAUAUGAAAUACAAGAAGCAUCACGUAUAAAUUUGAUGCGGGAUUAUCCUAUUAUUUCUAAGUCAAAUCUGUAUAAGGGAUUUAAAAAGCGAUUAGUUGAUUUUGUAGAUCGCUGGAUAGAUCAAGUUUCUUUACGAGAGCAUCUAUAUAAUAGUCCAGAGUUAAUGGAACAGUUUCAGGCAUGGGUAAUUGCAAUGUCGAGUUCUACAUUUCGCUCAUUUAGGCAUACGAGUACGGUGAUUAGUUUGGCAAUGGUUACAUCAUUAUCUGGUGUUCUUAAUCGAGUUACUAAGGAGGAACAAAUUGCUAAUAAACAGUAUGAAACGGAAAAAAAGAGGCAUUCAAAUGAAGAACGAAUGAAAAUUGUUAAAACUAGGAUUAGUACCUUUGGAAAACAAAUGGCAUUUUUAAAAACUACAAUUAAUGAUUUUUUUGAUAGUGUAUUUGUUCACCGGUAUCGUGAUGUAGAUCCUAAAAUUCGAUGUGAUUGUGUCCAUGAACUUGGUCUCUGGAUGAUCAAAUUGCCUAGCAUAUUUUUUGAUGGUAUAUAUCUUCGAUAUUUAGGAUGGGUUCUUUCAGAUAUUAGCCCUUUGACUCGUCUGGAGGUUGUAAAAACCUUGUCUAAACUUUAUUCUAAUAAUGAGUUUAUUGCUGGACUUAGACAUUUUACAGAAAGAUUUAAACCUAGGCUUAUAGAAAUGGCAUUGCACGAAAUAGAUUCAAAUAUUCGCUGUUCAUCUAUCACUUUAUUAAAUGGAGUACGGCUUUGCGGGUUUUUAGAAGAUCAUGAAAUUGAUUUAAUAUGUACUCUUCUUUUUGAUACUGAUUCUAAGAUAAGAAAAAGGGUAUCUCCUUUUUUUCUUUCUAAAGUUGAGGAAUUAUUUGAAAAUAAAAUACGGGAGUUAGGUGAUCCUGCAUUAAAAUGCAAAAUUGAUAUUGAAAAUGGUGAUUUUGAGCUGAAUAAGCUUUUAUGGGUAAAAUAUAAAGUUAUUGCCGAGCUUUUGGUUCAAUUGGAUGAAACAGCCGAUAAUAUUAAUUCCUCUAAUAAGGAAAAUAUAUUUGUUAAGAAUUUUAGUAAUACAGAGUAUCUCGAUAUCGCUUCUGAUUCAAAACCUGAAAGUAGAAUACAUAUGGUUUCAAUGGCAAUAUGCUCUGAUAUUGAAGAGUUAAAGAAUUGGGAAUCGUUAGCAGAGUAUUUGUUAUACGAUCAUGUAGCCGUUUUUUCAAAACUUAAUUCCUUAAAACAACCUAAACAUAGAUUUUAUCAAAUAUCUGCUCCAACUGAAAAGGAAGAAAAUGUGCUUUUGCAGGUUCUUUAUGUUUGUGUUUAUCUUGAUAUUUUUUUUCCAGAUUAUGAUAUAAAAUCAAAAAAAAAGUUAUAUUCGCAGAUUAAAGAUGAACAUGAAGAAAGUGUUUCAAGAAUUUUACUUGGACUGGUUCCAUCUUUAUUAAAAAAGUUUAAUUUUUCGGCAGAUGCCUCUGUAUCUAUUUUGCGUUUAGAGCAAUUGAUAAAGUUAAGCGUUUAUCAGCAUUUUCGUCAAAAUAAAACAUAUGAAAAUUUGUUAGAUUUAAUUGGAAAGCAAUUUAUGAAACAUCCCAAUAAUUUGGUGAUGAGAGAAGCUAUUAGUUCUUUACUUAAAGCUCAACAGUUUGAUGAACUUGCUUCAAUAACUCAAGGAAAAAUUAUAGAAAUCCAGGAAGAGGCCGUUAAUCAAUUAAAAAGCAUUAGAUUGAAUAGGGAUUUGAAAACUGCGGAUUUAUCAAGUAAAAUGAUUGAAAAUCUUACUAUUGCAAUUAAGCGAUUAGAUUAUAUAUCUUCAAUUUCAGAUUGUAUAAAGGUUUUUGAAACUAAUUCUUUUAGUGUUUCUUUAGUUUUACUUGAAGUUGCGGAAAGAGUAAUAUCAUUUGAUGAUAGCGAAUUAGAGAUGAUUAUAAAUUCUUUGAGAACAUUGAAGUGGUUAUAUCUAUGGAAAGUGAAGCAUCUUAUUGAUCAUAAAAACAAUAUAUCUUCUAAAGAGUUUAAUGCGAUAAUUGCUGAUCGCGAUAAGCUUUUUGAUAAAUUUUACCCUAUAAUAGAAAAUAAGAAAUAUUAUAGAAUUGGAUAUUAUGUCGUAUCUUUCUUGAUAGAUUUGUAUGUAGUUUUUUUAAAUCUUAAAACGAUAAAUACACAUCAAAUCUUUGAUGAGACUAUUUUUAUUAUACCUAAAAAAAUGCAAAAUAUUAUUAUAUCAUUACUUAAUUAUUAUGUAAGGCAAUAUACCAAAUUAAAUGAAUCUAAAGGUGUUAAAUUUUUAACUGAUGAAGAAACGGAUCAAGAGCUUGAAGAUAAUAGUGAUGAAAAAACAUCUUUGGUUUCAGAAAAAUUUAUGUGUGAAAUUGCAGGAAAAGUUGUAUUAGCGAUUUUAAAUGGUGCAAUGAGCAAUGAAUAUAUUUCAUAUCUUAUAGCAAAUAGAGAUAAAUUAGGAUUAAGUUACAAUCACAUAGUAUGUGAGCUUGAUAUAUUAGAGAUAAAUGGAAAAAUUCCUGAAAAAAAUUAA
Pneumocystis murina B123 is the source of this 3054-nucleotide messenger RNA. RefSeq lists its product as hypothetical. The transcript has 13 exons. Lineage: Eukaryota; Fungi; Ascomycota; Pneumocystomycetes; Pneumocystales; Pneumocystaceae. Bases 19 to 3054 code for a protein of 1011 amino acids. Gene Ontology annotation, cellular component: cohesin complex; nucleus; chromatin. Gene Ontology annotation, molecular function: chromatin binding. Gene Ontology annotation, biological process: sister chromatid cohesion. The record is from RefSeq and is a predicted model, not a curated record.